UGAAAGGCUGUGUCAGAUCUGAUCAUCCUCUGGUCAUUCCUGAUCAUCCUCUGGUCUCCCUCGAUCAAUGCUAGCUUAUACCACGGACUUGGAUCUAAUUCCGUGCUUAGACGGACAUCAUUAGGCAGUUCUAAACUUGAACGGUCUUUUACUAUUAGUCAUCGUGUCCACUCUUUUCUAGAUAAGUAUAUUAAUCAAGAUACAUGUAACCCAGAAGUCUAGUAUGUCUUGACAAUAUCAUGAAACUGUAUAGAUGGCCUUGGGUACCUGAUAUUUGACGGCCAAUAUUUAAACAACUUUACAAGUCAAGAUAAAUUGUCAAAGAUGAUUGUGAACAAAUGAUGAAUAUAUGGAUUAUUACUCGAAAUAAUUACGAACAUAAUUCACAUAAAUCAAUAAAGAUAGGAAACUACAUAUUGAUCUAUUUGAGUCAUGAGAAAUCCUGUCAUUCGCUUGAAAUAGUAUUCCAGCAUCUGAAACUAACAUGCACUAUCACUCCAGCGCUUGUAAAACAAUGAUAUCCGCCGUCAAGCGUUUGCGCGCAAUACACAAUGUCCGUGGAAUGUUUUAGUGGGGACACGCCCUCAUCCUUAUCAAGAUCCUUUGUUUACAAGCGUUUGAGAGACCUAGCAGCGCACCUGUAGGAAUUAAAUACAUGAGUCAACUCGGCCAUCUGGUGAAUCUAUUUCUUGAUUCGAGACGGAUGUAGAUUUUAUCAUGGGAUGAAAGUACUUUAUAUUGUGACAGUUUCGACAAAUUAUUCAAAGGAUUUAUAACAACUGACGUUCGGUAAUUCAUCAGAUGUCUAGAUUGCCAUUGAAAACUGAGCUAAGAUGUCGCUAAAAAUACCUCAAUAACAAAAUUUACCGUUAUUUGGAAGUUAGAUCUACAGAAGGGAAUCUACACAAAUCAACCAAAACAAUGGAUCUACCGGAGGAUUCCGAAAGUGAACCAAAUAUUGAUCACAACAAAUUAUCAAAUUUAGCAUCAUGAUAAAAUCUCCCCAACCAUUAUGAACAUAAAUCAUCACUAAUGGUUAUAAACAAUGGAGAAUAAGUUUGGUGUCACUUUGAAAUCGACUGGUGCUGGAAAGCCCACGGACCGUAAUUUUAAGCCUGCAGCUUCAAAUGCUUCUGCAGGAAAGAAAUCGAGCGUCUCAGGACCCCCUAAAAAGUUCACAGAUCUGAAAGCACGUUUCGAUGAUAAUGAUGAGAAAAAAGACCAAGUUUCAAACAAAACAGUUCGGUCCCCUGUGACCAAACGAAGAGAGUUCGGUACAGAUUAUUCAGCCAAGAAAAGCAACAGUAGCUCGUUUGACAAAGGAAAGCUAAGCCAGACAACAAAGUUGGAAAGACACGGAGAAAGUGGUCUUAAAACGAAUGUUGCAAGCCGUGGAUCUUCUGAGCGAAAAACAAAGAUUGAAGAAAAGUUAAGACAAGAUACGCAGGAUGACAACGAUGGGGCCCAGAUUGCAGUCGGAAAAGUGUUCACCCGUCAGGACAGCAAUACUUACACCGCGACAGUGGAGAACCGUGUCCAGAGACAGGGGUCUUCGGAUGACCCCGUAGACAAGGUCCAGGCCAGUAAUCUACUGACCGGACAACUGGCGAUGCUAAGGAUAAGACCUGGUAGUGGAGGCAAGAAGGAUGAACGUACAACAUUCUCCAGUCGGACCGUAGAGAAAUCUAACAAUGGCUUCAGUAAGGUGGAAAGUACGACUACAACAGCAAGUAGAAACUUUAACACAAAGAGCAAACCUUUCUCAACCAACUCUGAGAGUAGUGGAUCCCCAAAAAUCGGGAAAAAAUUUGCAUCAUCUUCAAGUGCACCGAUGGAAUUUGGUCUUUCAUUUUCACCGAAGAAAAGUGAUGAUAGUAAAUCUCUAUUGAGUAAGAAAAUUUCUUCACAUAGUAGACAGUCUAGUAGUGAUUCAAUAGGGAGUUCCACUAGUAGUCCUCGAUCUAAUACAUCCACAGAUCUCGUGCAGUUGGAUUCAUCUUCUAUAAAAAAGCUUGAUGCACUCCUUGGAACAGGAAAAGUGGAACACAGAGGAAAUAGGGUAGAAACAAAGACUGUUACAAAAACCAUGGAAACGGGAGUGAAGAGACCGGGCAGCCCAAGGACCAUCGUCACGGAAACGAAAAUUGUGACAACCAGUGUGUCAAAAAAACCGGGUAUUAAUAAAACUAUAAGAUCUCGUGAGGAAGUCACCACGUUCAGCACCAGCCAAUCAGAGAGUCAUACUGGUCAAACGCGAGGAGGGAAAAAAACGGAUGUUAUAAAGACCUCUAGUGGUGACACGAAGCCCGACUGGUUAGAUAAAAGUCAGCAACUAGUCAGUAAAUUCCAAACCAAAAUGAAACCAACAGCAAGAGAUGUUUUAGUUAAUGUUAGCGAUAACUCAAAUGUGAUGAAGUCAAGAACAGCUUUCAUCAAACCAGCAGACAGGACAGUAAAGCAACUUACAGUUUCCAAGGCAGCAGGUGUCAAUAAACCAGGUAAAACAGAUAUAAAUAGCAACAAAAUGGCACCUGCUUGGGAAACGAGAGUUGCCGCUUCAAGUCUCCAACGCCGAUCGUCAGAUCUGUCUGAUACAGGAAGUGACAUCAGUAGCCGCAGCUCUAGUAGUUUACCGAGCACGAGCAGUAGUGACAUACUAAAGAUAAAACAACGCACAAUCAGGAAAUUGGAACCAGGUAACUUCAAAAAGAUCAUGGGCAAUUUUGAAGAAAUAUCAAAAAGUGGAAGCACAACUCCCGAACGAAAAAUGUCGGAUCCAAAAAUUGAAUUUAAGAAACCUCUAUCAAGAGCCAAAAGUAUUGUGUUAGAGCGUAAAAAUUCUUUUGAGUGUCCACCAUCACCGCCCAUCUCUCCUAGGGAUGCAACCCAGUUAGUUCUGAAAGAGACAGGACCAAUACCUAAUGUGAAGAAGUUUGCCAAGGAGAUAAAUUCUGGACGUGUACGUGCAUUUAGUACAGGAAGUAUCAGGGAUUCUGGAAGCGAACAAGAAUAUAACGAUGCGUUAAGUCGUCGUCAUGCCAAGGAUUGGCCGAGCAGUGACCUCAGCAGUGAUGAAAAUGAGGCUCUAUAUGAGUUAGUUGGAGAUCCAGGUGUAGAAGAUGGAGAUGGAAAAGCACGGCAUAGUCGUAACAUGAACCGAAGACUUGGCCAGAAAAGCCCUGAUUUAGAUAGUGGGAAAGGGGUACAUCGUCCUAGUUUUGAGGAACAGAGUUCGUCUGACAUGACCACAGAAGGUAGCAGCAAGGACGGGACACUGGAAAGUACAGAUGAUCGAGCUGCCGAGGGAGAUGCAGAGAAUGACUCGGAUAGCAGUAACUCGGGUAUCUAUGAACCUAUCGACCAGGACUGGGUCAACAAGUUAAAAAUAGAACGUAGUGAACAGCCCCCGGAACUUCCAGCAGACAGGAAGAAGAAGAAGAAAAAGAAAGAUGGUAAUAAAUCAGGGGCUGCAGCGCUUGGUUCCAAACUGAAAAAGUUCUACAAUAAACCAAAGAAGAGUGGAGGCGAGCCCGGGCUUUCUAAAGUCUCCUCCGCUCCACAACUCUGUUUAUCCGAACAGUCCACAUCCUCUGGGGUGUUGAACAAGAUUGGAGAUAAACUGAAAUUAAUCACUCGUGCCAAAAGUUCAGAUCCAAAAUUGUUGACGGAAGCGGAAGUGGUAAUAUCAAGCAGUGAAUACGACGCGGAGGGUUACACGGAGGAAGAUCGUGAGGCCAACACUAUGAGCAUUCCACUGGAGGACAUUGUGUAUAUUGACUCAUCGUCCAGUAUAGAUCAGGCCGAGUCACCUGACACUGAUAACCGUUAUAAUUAUGAGGACACUGCGCCCCCGCUACCCCCAAGGGUUGCGUCAGAUGAGGAGGAAAGUGCCCCUAAACCACCACCAAAGACUCGCUCCAGCAUGAUCAAGACAUUAGACACAAACUUGGGACUUGUACCAAUGCGACCCCCAAAGCGGAACAGUUCACGCCCUCAAUCAGAGGACGAGGCCUCCACUCCUGCCCUGCCCCCUAGGAACCGUGUCUCAACCAAUGUCAAUCUAGAUACAGUUGUGCCAGUCACACCAGGGAUGGUAACUACUGCACACUCCACCGGCGAUCUCAGGAAGCCAAAGGGCCAGUGGCAUGCCAGUACGGACAGCUAUCUCCAUGGACACAUGCUACAGUCCAGCAGGGACACUGACCAUUCUGAUGGACCUCCUGCACCACACCGUUCCAAUAGUGGUGAAGAGAACAUUUACAUUGAAUGUGAUAGACCAGGUGCUCAGGAACAAGAGGCGAACAAACGUCCACUAGAAAAGAAACUGUCCUCAUUAUACAUGAAGUCAGCUGAUGUAGCCAGUGCGCCUGAUAAAAGUCCUACAAACCAGAAAUCAAAUGGGCCAUUCCAAGAUAUCCUGAUGUUUCAAUCACAGUACCAGAACACUGCGGACGACAACAUGUACCUCGACCUGAACAGGAUUAAGUGUAUACAGCCGGUGUUACAGAGAUUCGCUACCAUAGACCCAGAGGACGAGGACCAACUGUACGGGACGCUCGGGGAGCGCUACACACCCAAAAUCUACGCCACAGAGCCUCUGUAUCAGUAUUAUCACAAAGACAUGGCAUCCCGUGCUAGCAAGAAAUGUUCUGUGAUGCACGCACAGAGUGACGACGAAGAAGAUGAUGAGAGGAUCUAUGAGGCAUUGGACGAUGUGAUAGAAUCUCCGGGGGAGACAAAAGCUGACCGGGUAAAGACAUCAACGUUGGAGAUGUUCACCAAGAAAACGGGCAGCGCAAUGAGAGCUUUGUGGUGUGAAAUGGCCGAGGUCAAAAAGAGCGGUCUCUUGGAAACGUUAUCAUCACAAGAACGAAAGAUCCAAGAGGCAACAUUUGAAAUCGUCACGUCAGAGGCUACAUAUCUUCGCAGCCUGAAUGUGCUGAUUGACACUUUCCUCCGUUCACAAGAAUUCUCUGCAGAACAUUCCGAUCGCUGUGUCCUCACACGACAGGAACGGCAUGUCAUUUUCUCCAAUAUAGGAGCCAUUAGAGAUGCAAGUGAAGGAUUUCUCUCGGCACUAGAAGCUAAAUGGCAGGAGUCUGUUUUAAUGGAAAAUAUUUCCUCCAUCAUAGAGAGCCACGCCAACACCAAGUUUGAGUGUUAUGUCCGUUACUGUAGCAACCAGACAUUCCAGGAGCGUCAAGUUCAGGAACUUAUGAAGAAGCCGGAGUUUUCGGAUGCGAUUCGGCGGAUGGAGAGCUACCCUGACUGUCAGGGUCUGCCCAUGAUGUCCUUCCUCCUCCUUCCCAUGCAGAGAAUCACGCGCCUGCCCCUCCUUGUGGACGCCAUCUGUCACCGCAUGGAGCCAGCCACUGAGCAGCACAAGGGUGCCACACGAGCUCUCGAGGCACUAAACAGGGUGGUACGGAAAUGUAACGAUGGAGCCAAAAAGAUGCAACAGACAGAACAGAUGUGCCGCCUUGUACAAAACCUGGAAUUCAAGGUCAAAGAAAUCCCACUCAUAUCUGCUUCCCGAUAUUUGCUGAAACAAGGAGAGUUAACGAGGGUACUAACAGACACGUCAAGCCGACUUCCACUGAGGAAGGGGAAAACAAAACAAGCCAUAAACAUCUUCCUGUUCAACGAUAUCAUCCUCAUCAGCAAAAAGAAAAGAAAUAGAUUCUCGUAUAGUUUCACGCCUCAGAACAUUAAUGAGCUACUUAAUACCCAGUAUGUGGUCUAUGAUCACGCGCCAAGAAAUUCCCUACAUGUUGAGAUGCUUGAAAGUACUGACAAGUCGCGGUACCUCCCUCAGGGCGCACCAAGCGGAUGUAAAAAUCUCUUUGUGGUAGUCCUGCUGGAAAACCAUGAACAGAAACAUACCGAGCUCAUCCUUUCCUGCAAAUCUACGAGUGACCGAACAAGAUGGAUAGACUCUCUGAGUCCAUCAGCCAAGGAAAACGACUCUGAGAAAAUCUACGAGGAAUGGGAUUGUCCUCAAGUACAAUGCACAAAGAAGUACUCGGCUACGGAACCUGAUGAACUCAGUCUUGAGGAAUCGGAUGUCAUCAACGUCUUUAAGAAAAUGGGUGACGGCUGGUAUGAAGGGGAGAGAAUCCGUGAUGGAGAGAGAGGCUGGUUCCCGUCAGACUACACCAUGGAAAUCGUCAACUCCCAUGUCAGGGCACGAAACUUACGUCUCCGAUACAGACUGUUACUGGCCUCACAGGAUUACGGCGAUGUGUACUCUUGAUCCAGGCCAUAAACAGGCUUUGAAAUAAAGCUGACAUAUUGUGUGGAAUAUUUUGUUGGUAUUGACCGCACCUCCAGGUCAUUGUACUACUCUGAAGACAAUCAUGAUUACUGACAGAGAAGGAUGAGAUUUAACUGAUCAAGGCAUUUUUCGUCAACAGGAUCUUUUCAUGGAAUGAUAAGGAGCUGUAAGAUUUACUCAAAUAUUUCAAGGAAGAUUUUGAUGGAAAUAUGACAAGGAAUACUCCAAAGUGAUGUCUGUGUGUUAAGUUUCUACUCAUGAGUGCGAUUUCUUCAAGGUGGAGCUAGAUUGUAUUUAACAACACAACCUACAUUGAAUUGUCCCUGGACGUGAACCCUUGAUGACUGUAUCCCAAUGGAAGGAUCAAACUGUGUACCACCAAUGUGUAAUGCUAGCAGUGUUAUAUGUGUAAAUUGAUCAAUUUUGUAUUUAAAAUUCACCUGUGAAUCUAAUGGAUAGCAGCACGUCAGUACAGUGUUUCAGAGGAGCCUGUCACGGAAGUAACUAACACAGAUAUAAGGGACGUACUUGACGGGUAUAUUUACUGACAUUUUACUGGGUCAAGGACUUGUGUCCCGAUGAUGUGUGGGAAAUUUCACCCAAAAUUGAAAUUUCAAAUGACAAGCAGAACUUGUAUCGGAAUUUAUCUGAUAAAUGCUGGCAUUCUUCAAGUGAAAUUUUAAAAAGGGUAAAAUAUUGAAAGUCGUGUCAUAUUUGACUUAAUUUUUAUUCUGCCAUUAUUGUAUUACAAACUGAAACAGAUUUCAAAAAUGGCUGUUAUUCCAUUUAGAUUCUUGUAUGAUGUCACUGGCCCGAGUCAGUGACCAGUGACCAGCUAGUGACUGUCUAGAAUGUACCGGUCCUGGGUUGGAAUCUCAUUCAGACUGUAUGUUGAUGAUAUUUGUCUAAAUAAACCCUUUACUUACCAAGUUGUGUAACUUUAUAUUCUAAUGUUGUCUAAAUUUCUGAUACUGCAGCUAUGUGGAUUUCUCUUACAUAUGGACUACACAAAAACACACAGACUUUGUCUACUGUAGCAUUCAGCAUUAUGUACCGGUAUAUACGCCCGGCAUUGUUUUAUAUAACUCUACAGGAUUGACUGGUAUCCGAUCAUUAGGUGUUUGUUUUAAUUUAACUCAUUCACUCCUGAAGACACAUUUGAACUCUUCCAAUUCAGAGGUUGGAAUAGUUCAUCACAAAAUUUCAGGGGUGAAUGAGUUAAAGUUAAAUGCUGCACAUUUUACUCGCUGAAUGACUUGGAAGGCAAACGAUAAACACAGGUUUUACUAAAUACUUUUCAAAAGAUGUAUUUUCUGAAACAUGUAUACUUUAAAAAUAAAAGUUGAUGUAUUGCUAUACAUCGGCCAUGAGUAAAAUAUGUCUAUUAACCAGAAUGAAAGAUACACCACACAAGUUUAAUCAAGUAUACCCCUGUGUACUCACUAGAGUCAGCCAGCUUGUCACAACAUUGUCUUCCAAAGCCAAACUUACAUGGACAGCAGAUGUUCUCCACAGUCCAAUUCUAGCUUAAACAUUGCACUACAUCCACAUGUUUCUCUAGAUCCCCUCAUACUCAUCUCCGUUCAAGAUUUUAGUUUCUGCGUAACCAGGGACGCAUCUACUAUGGCUUUAUAUGUCUCUGGCAUAACCAAGCAAUAUUUUAUUAAAAUUUGUUGGCACAGGUGCUUUAUAUCAACUUCUUUUAUUAAAAAUAUUGUUGAACAUAUCACAGAUUUAUUCUGAUAUGACGUUACUUAAAUGUAUCUAGUUUUUACAAACAGAAAAGGGACCUAAUGGGACUGUCACAUUAAAACACUGGUAGUAGUAACCAAUUACAGGGCUAUAUAUACUACCACCCAUAUAUCAUUGAUAACGGUUAUGUGACAGGUUUGAUUACAGAGUUAUGUCCCCUCAGAUGUGAUUGAACUAAUAAAUAUAUCAUUUGUCAAUAUUACAUUUCAUUGUUGUAUUUGUCACUGCAAUAUAUACUGUUUUGAUUUUUUUCACAUUUUUUCAAAGCAGCAAUUUUGUAUUCAACAUUGGUUGAGUUAUCACAUUUGAAAUCAUCAUAAUAAACACUUUAUCCUGUUAAUUGAUGGACCAGUAUAGAUUUACUAAACAAUUUACUUAUUAAUAUAUUUUGCUAAAUGAUUUGACUUGAUUUAUUUUUGUAUUCAUAUUCAAACAGGUACAGUUUGUCAAAUAUCAUGAGUAUUCAUAAUGGUUAUUGUAAUUGUUGUUUUAUGAAAUACUGUUGUAAUUAAUAUUAUUCCAAAAUAAUUUCCAGGAUUGAAGGCAUAGUGUUUGAUGUGAAGGGAAGUGAACUCUAUAUAGUGUUUGAUAUGAAAGGGAGUUAACUCUACUUAGUGUUUGGUAUGAAGGGGAGUUAACUCUACAUAGAGUUAGCUGUGAAGGGGAGUUUACUCUUCAUAGUGUUUGGUAUGAAGGGGAGUUAACACUACAUAGAGUUAGAUGUGAAGGGGAGUUAACACUACAUAGUGUUGGAUGUGAAGGGGAGUUUACUCUUCAUAGUGUUUGGUAUGAAGGGGAGUUAACACUACAUAGAGUUAGAUGUGAAGGGGAGUUAACACUUCAUAGUGUUGGAUGUGAAGGGGAGUUAACCCUUCAUAGUGUUUGGUAUGAAGGGGGGUUAACACUACAUAUAGUUAGCUGUGAAGGGGAGUUAACUCUUCAUAGUGUUGGAUGUGAAGGGGAGUUUACCCUUCAUAGUGUUUGAUGUGAAGGGGAGUUAACUCUACAUAGUGUUGAUGUGAAGGGGAGUUAACUCUUCAUAGUGUUGAUGUGAAGGGGAGUUAACUCUACAUAGUGUUGAUUUGAAGGGGAGUUAACUCUACAAAUUGUUUGAAAUGAUGAGGGGUUAUCUGUCCAUAGUGUUGAUGUGAAGGGGAGUUAACUCUUCAUAGUGUUGAUGUGAAGGGGAGUUAACUCUACAAAUUGUUUGAAAUGAAGAGGGGUUAACUCUACAUAGUGUAUUCAACCCUAGCAACUGUUUGGUUUAGUAGAUGGGAAACACAACACUACUGUUAUUGUUUUGACUGUUCUUAAAUAAUAAUUCCCUUUGCAAUAAAAUUUUAUGUGAGUAGCUUUGAGAAAUCUCUCGUCUGUUAUCCCUAUAGACUUGGUCGUAUUAUAACACCACAUUGAAAUAAUCAACUCAACACUGUGACACCAGCCGUCGCAUUUAAGACAAUAAACGUUAAGUAAUCUGAUGAGGCUGAAGACUUCGUGCUGGUCAGAAAAAAUAUGUUUUGAGAAUUUGUGCAUAUACUCCUGUCUCUGAGGCUUUGCUUUACUUUGACAGAGCCUUGGGAAAAUUAAAACUUCUUGACAUGUUUCAUCAAUCUCAUGCAAAAAACGAAAGAUUACUUAUACCCUUUAUAUACAAAAAUGGUUUAGUUACAAUAUUUCUUAUGAUUGGAGGUAAAAUUAUUGCUCUUACUACACUUGGCACAUUGGAAACAUAUCUUAACUUCUUUUUUUUCCAAUUUUUAUUUUGAUGUGUUUUUCAAGAUUUCAUAUAUAUUUUUUUAUUUUUAUUUUAAAAGAGUUCGUGUCUCUUGGCAAAAAGUUUUUGAACCCCCAUGAUACCUAUAAUAAAUCACACCAUUUAAAUCAAUUAAAAAAAUACUAAUUGGACAAAGGAGAGCCAUGGUAAAAUAUAUACAUGUUUUAAUAUUAUUUUUUCAAAGUUAAAUGAUUCAAGGUUUUUUAUUUGAUAAAUAACAAUAUGUACAUUUUAUAUGCAAUUCUGUAUAGGACAAUUUAUCACGAAGCUUAUUAUUAAAAUAUUAUGCAAACUUUUAAUGUCAAAGAUCGAAGUUGACAUAGCUUAAUGUUUCCUGUAAUAUUGAAGUGACUGUUUAAAUAUGUUAGUGUUGAUAUAAUGAUGUCAAUAUGUGAAGGUAUGCUGCUUCAUCCUCGUCCUCAAUAUUAGACUUGGAUCUUAUCAUUUAAAGGCCUUUUAUAUCUGGCAUAUUUUUCUUCGAAAGAGAUUAAGAUAUAUACUAUGACUUAUUGCAGAAUUAAAUCAUUCACCCCCCUGAAGAAACAUUUGAACGCUUCCAAUUCAAAGGUUGGAAAAGUUCAUUAUGAAAUUUCGGGGGUGAAUGAAUUAGAAUAUAUAAGGAGAGCUAGGUUUUUUUCCAGAAAUGACUAAUUAAAAUAAUCAGUUGAACAAGAAAAGGAUAUAACAUCGAGCUUAGUCUGUGCUCAGCUAAAAUCUGGUAAACUGACAUAAAGUCAUAUUUUUGGUUCAACUCAUUCACCCAAGAAAUUUCAUAAUGAACUAUUCCACCCUUUAAAUUGGAAAAGUUCAAGUGUGUCUUCAGGGGUGAAUGAGGAAAGGGAGGCCUUUACGUAGGGGUGUAUAAUAGUCAAAUAAUUAUGGUUGGUACCCUUUACCUUCAAUACAUUUCAACAAUUUUAAUCAAUGUUAUAUAAAGCUUUUAUAUAAUGACUAAGGUCUUAUACUAAUGUAGGUCAAAGUUCAUUGUCUUUACCUUGACAUUGCAACAUAAGUUCAUGUCUGUGAUUUGUAAACAAGGUGUUGUAUCUGCUGAAAAUGUAAUAAACACUGUUUACAACUUCCCUGCUGAUGUUUGUACGCAAUAUUGAAUGUUUAUUCCUGUUAAGGGUCCCUUUCCCACUGCAGACAAAACAAUAAAAAUUCCAUGGUAGAUUUCAUACUGGUACAUAGAGUUACCUCCCCUUGGAUUGGGUCUGGAUGCUACUGUAGUAUGACAAGGCCAUUGUCUACUGUUAACCAGGUAGCUGAGAGAGAAAAAUUCCAGUGGCACUACUUACGAUUUUGCAUUUCCAGUUUGUCGGCAUCUAAUUGUCGGGUCAUAUCGGAAGUAUGGUUUAUGGGAGAAACGAUGACUCGAUCGGGUGAGAGUUCGAAAUAUCGAUCGAGAUCAGACGAAAACGGGUCAGUUUACAGGUAUGCUGAGUGCGUAAUUUUUGUUUUUGGCAGUGGUAUGGGGCUCCUUAAGAAACCGAAUUACGUUAGGUUGUUACAGAGAAAGAGAUAUAUGUAGUCUGUAUAAUCUGCUACAUUGCUAAUACAUCAGUGUUCUGCUAAUUGUUAAAACACCUCUGCAAAGACACAACGAUUUUACUGUGUAAUUUACUUCACAGGUGACAUUUGGUGGUCUGUACAAAAGGCCUUAAACAAUGCAGUCUUAUCUUUUAUGGUUUUACUCCUUCACAAAUUAAACGCGGAGCUUUUUAUUCUGUGAUUUUCUCGUAUAUAUCUGAUAUAAAUAUCAUGUAAGUAAAUGAUUUCUCUAAUUUUAUUAAGUGCUUUUUAUAAAACAAAUUAUUAUGAUGCACUUUUUAUGUAAAGCUAUCUCUGUUUAUAUUACUGUAACACUUAAUAACAUAUUUAAGUUGUUAUUGCAGACCACUGUUAUAAUAUUGUCUAGUUUUAUAAGAUACAAAUGUUAUGUUUAGUUGAUAAGGUAUGGACAUUAUAUACUAGCCCACCAUCAUCAGAUCAAACCACCCUUCAUCCAUGGUCCUACCAUAAAAAAUUCAGUAAAAAAAUAGCAAUUUCUUAAGAAGUACAGAACAGAUCUUUCUCAAAUUUGGUAUGAAGGUUUCCCUUGGGUUCAUUGAGACUGAUCCAGGCGGCCAACUUUAUAGAAUUUCUGGAGUUCAAAAUUGAUUGCUUUUCUCAAGAAAUAAUUGACACAUCUUUCUCAAAUCUAUUGUGUAGGAUUCCUUGGGUACAUAGCUGUGCAUUUUUAUUUAUUUUGAAAUUGAUCAGAAAGACAAGAUGGCCACCAAGCAUCCUUUUUUGAGUUUGAGAGUUCAAGUGUGUUAUUGCUAUUUCUCAAGAUGUAAACAAGGAACAAUUAUCUCAUUUUGAAAGGACAUUCUCAAACCCAGCAGUAUGGAAAUUUUAAUCAAAAUUUACCACGAGAUAUAUUAAAUGUUGACAAGACUGCAAUUUAAAAGAUUAGGGACUUAGAUAGAAGUAAUGAAAAUCUUAUGAUGGUGGGUGCCAAGAUCUCUCUAGGAUCUCUUGUUAGAUAUGGACUCUUCUUUUUAUAUAUAAAUUCCUUCCUACUUUUAUGUGCCAUUCUCAGUUUCUGUCUAGUUAACCUGUUUAUUUAUGUAUACAAUGUAUAUCAUAAAACAUAUUGUACAACAUA
Messenger RNA from Mizuhopecten yessoensis (Yesso scallop), 12450 nucleotides. RefSeq lists its product as uncharacterized. Bases 1046 to 6253 code for a protein of 1735 amino acids. The transcript has 24 exons. Gene Ontology annotation, molecular function: guanyl-nucleotide exchange factor activity; protein binding. NCBI's taxonomy places the organism in Eukaryota, Metazoa, Mollusca, Bivalvia, Pectinida, Pectinidae. Gene Ontology annotation, biological process: activation of GTPase activity. The record is from RefSeq and is a predicted model, not a curated record.